Molecule: messenger RNA, 8559 nt
Organism: Cottoperca gobio
Lineage: Eukaryota; Metazoa; Chordata; Actinopteri; Perciformes; Bovichtidae
Gene: nfat5b
Product: nuclear factor of activated T cells 5b
Biological process (GO): cytokine production; regulation of transcription by RNA polymerase II; calcineurin-NFAT signaling cascade
Cellular component (GO): transcription regulator complex
Molecular function (GO): transcription factor binding; RNA polymerase II cis-regulatory region sequence-specific DNA binding; DNA-binding transcription factor activity, RNA polymerase II-specific
Source: RefSeq, a predicted model, not a curated record
UCGUAGGCGGACCGAAGGGGGACUCACGAGCAAAGUGACAGCGGAGAAGGUUCACCAGCUAUAACGUCAGGAUCAACUUAAUCACUACAGUUGUCUGAACACAAGAUUUAAGGUUUUCUGGCAGUCAGAGAGAAAAUAAUAUUGCUGAGUGACGGUGUCUGACUUGCGGGUGUCCGGUUUCCUCAGUCUGAGGGAUUGCGAUGCCCUCUGACUUUAUCUCCCUUUUCAGCGGGGACCUCGACCUGAAUUCUCCCAGAUCCUUGUACUCAAAAGAAUCAGCGUAUGACCUUCUUCCCAGAGAGCUACAGUUGCCUUUCUCCACUCAGAAGAGCCCAAAAGUCAUGAGUCAAAAGAGCGGCGGAGAGGCAGUGCCUCCCCCUUCAUCUGCUGUAGCACCAGAUGCCAUGUCCUCCUCUAUGACCAUGGAAGGCCCCCGCAGUGCUUUUUCCACCUCUUCCAGCCCCACCAUGCCUUCCAGCGAUUCAACCAGUGACCAGAACCCAGUUCAGAGCGGCACUGUUGACCCGGAGGACCCCAGGAGUAGCAGAGUGGUUCCAGAGGUUGUCGGAGCAGAAGGUGGCGGUAACUGCAGGGGCAGCAGUGAGCAAGGAGGAGGAAGAGGAGUAACAUUCCAGGAUGCCCAGCAACAUCACCAGAUGACUCCAUCUAAGCGCCGCACCGUACUGAACAUCUCUCCACCUCCACAAGACCUGUUUGAUGACAGCCAGAUGUCCUGCCAAGAUGAAACAUCCCUGGACUCAGAGCAGAGUAACAGCAUCUGGAUGGAAGACUCUCUUUCCAACUUCAGUAUCAUGAGCACUGUCUCUUACAAUGACAACACAGAGGUGCCACGAAAGUCACGCAAACGUACACCUAAGCAGAGGCCUGGUCCAAAGUCUGUGCCUGCAGGGGAAGCCAGCAUGGACGUGUUUGAUGCAGACAGUGCCAAAGGUCCACACUUUGUGCUGUCACAGCUAGGCCUUGACAACAAGACUGGAUCAAAAGGAAGCUCCGAUGAUUCUCAGACAACUAACCAGAAAGUAGGAACGCUUUCCAUGCAAUACCCACAGAAGAGUGAGGGGAAGGAGGUAAAGAUCCUCGUCCAGCCGGAGACGCAGCACCGAGCCCGCUAUCUGACUGAAGGCAGCAGAGGGUCAGUGAAGGACCGCACUCAGCAGGGCUUCCCUACUUUAAAGCUGGAGGGAGUGAAUGAGCCAGUGGUUUUGCAGGUGUUCGUGGGCAACGACACUGGGCGCGUUAAACCUCAUGGUUUCUACCAAGCUUGCAGGGUGACCGGCCGCAACACCACAGCCUGCAAAGAGGUGGACAUUGAUGGCACAACUGUCAUCGAGGUGUCCCUUGAUCCAAGCACCAACAUGACACUAGCGGUGGACUGCGUUGGGAUCUUGAAGCUCCGUAAUGCUGAUGUUGAGGCUCGCAUCGGUGUUGCUGGAUCGAAGAAGAAGAGCACACGUGCUCGGCUGGUGUUCCGGGUCAACAUACCCCGUUCAGAUGGAUCAGUGCUCACACUACAGACUCCCUCAUCCCCAAUCCUGUGUACUCAGCCUGCAGGAGUGCCUGAAAUCCUGAAGAAGUCUCUACACAGUUGUUCAGUGAGGGGUGGAGAAGAGGUCUUUAUCAUCGGCAAAAACUUCCUUAAAGACACCAAAGUCAUAUUUCAGGAGAAUGUCUCCGAUGAGAAAUCGUGGAAGGCGGAGGCUGAAAUUGACAUGGAGCUGUUUCACCAGAAUCACUUGAUAGUGAAGGUUCCUCCAUACCAGAACCAAGCCAUCAGCUCUUCAGUGUGUGUGGUAAUCUAUGUGGUGACUAAUGCUGGGAGAUCCCAUGAUGUUCAGCCUUUCACCUACACUCCAGAUUCAGCAAAAAAUGAUGUUCCUGUGAAGAAAGAGGCGCCUUCUCCAGUGAAGACUUGUUCAUUUGACGAACAAAUUAAAGUUCUAGAUGGUGCCUUGAUGCCUUCGAUGCCUUCGAUGCCUUCGAUGUUGCCUUUAGUGAAGAGAGAAGAUGUCACUCCGAUGGAGGUCACCAGCCACCUCCAAUCUUCAGGUGUAUUUAAGCAGACUGGCGACCUGUGUCAAGCCCAGCAGAACCCAGACAUGACUGCAGGACAUCUAAAUAAAAACAGACCCUUCAACAACAACCUGUCUCAGCCUGCAGGAGACCCUGACAAAGGCCAGACUCCUGUUUUUCCCAACACAGAGCCCUUAAGCACGAUCCAGAAGCAAGACAUUGCUGCCACCAACUCAUUCUCUGUGCCCGCCGACUCUCUGCUCCAGCAGGGAUCACAGCAGUUCCUCCUGGAGCCCAGAGAGGGCCUCGGGCAGGAGAGGCCCGGCAGCGGCUCUGGAUCUGUAGGGAGGCUGUGUGGAGAACCUACUCAGCCUCAACAGCAGCAACUGCCGCUGUUCCCCACAGACGUAGCCCAGCUGGAGGAGGCAGUGAGGCAACUUAAAGCCAAAGGGUUCUGUAACUUACCGCUUCAAUCCGACCCAUCAAUGGCCAAACAGCAGCAACAACACAUCCAGCACCAACAACAGAUCCAAAAACAGCAAAUUCAGCAGCAACAGCAACAGCAACAAAUCCAGCAACAACACAUUCAGCAGCAGCAGCAACAGCAGCAGGUUUUGGAGAAUUUACAACAGCAGCUGUUUCAGUCACAGAUUCAAAUGCAGUGUGGCAUGUUUCAGGAUGCACCUCAGGCCAAGAACGCAGAGCAGCAGGGCCCAUCACAAGGAGUGGUGCCAAACCAGGGGACUCUUUUCCAACAGGCCCAGCAGCAGCAGCAGCAACAAGCAGCUCUCUUUCAGCAGGCGAGUGACCUGCUCUCUAUUCAGACCAACUUCCUCCAGCAGACACCCUCACACCCUUCACCACCCAUGUUCCACAAUCCUAGUUCUUUGGCUGAAACACAAGAUCCACAGGGGGCGUUGUUUCAGAAAGCCUCUCAGGAGCAGGUCCAGGCUGCUCUCUUCCAAAACACCAUGACAGUACUACAGUCUCCAGACCAACAGCCCUCAACCCCGGGACUUUUCCUCCCGCAGACAUCCCUGCCCUCUCAGCUCACAACCAGUAGUGCUCAACAGCAGCAGCAACAGCAGCAGCAGCAGCUGGCCUUUCUCAGUGCUCUACAAACACCUGCCCCUGAACCACAAUCUGUAUUUCAGGCUCAGACCCAGCUUCCCCCGAUUCAACAGAGAAGCCCCAUGGAGCAGCAGCAGCCCUCCCAGCCUCAGCCCCACACACAGCCAGCCCAGCAGGCUUCCCUGUUUCAGAACAUCUCCCCAAACACACUCUCUCCAGGCCAGCAGCAGCAACAGCAAGCUGGCCUACUGUUCUGCAACAACCCCCUGUCCACUCCAGAUCAGGCCUCCAGCCUCCUGUUCAGCAGCCAGGGCCAGAUGCCACCACUGACCAGCAGCAGUCUAGUUUCCCAGGAGCCCCAAAACCCCUCUCUCCUCUUUUCCCAAGCCAGCAUGGUUACAGUAAACCAGCAGGAUCGCUCUGAGCCCAUGGCCUUAGGGAACCCCAACGAUCCACGACAGCAAGUCAUGUUUCAGGAGCAACAGCCGAUGCAGCUGGGCAGCAGCUCAAACACCCGGCGGGAGCAGCCUGUUGGCCUCUUUAUGCCUCAGUCUAACAUGGCCUCUCUGCAGGGGGGUCUGGCCGCACAGGAGCUUGCACAGUCAGCCAUGUUUGCCUCACAGAACGGCGUGGCAAACCUCCAGACAACCACCUCGUCCCCUGUUCAACAGCCAGGGACUCUGUUUCAGACUGCUGUCAGCGGGAGCAUCAAUCAGCCCAGCCAGCCUCAACAGCCUGGCCUCUUUCUUUUUGGGAUUCAGAACGAAUGUGGCCAGCUGAUGAACACUCCUGGAAACACGCUGUCGGAUCAGAUUAUAGCCAUUAGCCAGUCCGGUCAGAACCAAAGAGAGAGUGACGCACACAUCCAGUCGCUGCUCAGCCAGUCCCUGUCUCAGUCUGGGCCUGUACCGAACAGCAUGAAUGUCUCUCAGAGCAUGGAGAAGAUUGAUGACCUGCUGGUCAGCCUGCAGGAGUCGGGCAGCAACUUAACUCGUUCGUACUAACCUACGUACAGGAUUUGUCUUUUAUUUUUGAUAUGUGGAAUAAUUGUUAAAUGUAGACAAAAUGUUGUCCGUUGAUAAGCACAAGAUUUGUGAAUUGGCCCUGCAUCAUGAAGUUUGAGACAAACGGAUCAUUAUGUAAUUAGAUCUGAUCACUAAAUAUUUCUUUUGCCCUACAAACACAUUAUUCUGUUUGCUUCAGGACUGAGGAUUUAGUAAAAAAAAAAGAGCAGUGAAGGUGCUGCUGGCCUUGCUGAGCCAGUCUCUUCCUCACAAAAAAGUCUUUGUGAUUAUUCUCCCAAAGUGGCAUGAAUGAUAUCUGUUAUCUCAUUAUGAAGCUGGACAAAUUAAUAUCCAGACAGUGAACUGUGAAUUUGGUUUUCAUUUUCUUGGCAGAGUGGGCUGGCCGAGAAAAGUGAAUGUCUCUUAUUGACUUUAUGAUUGACUGACUCCCCGUUGUAACCUACUUAGAUAGAGAACAGACACAUUGUAAUUACUCUUCUGUGAGAAAAGAAGCAUUUGGCGCUUUUCUUCAACUUUUCCUCCGGAAGUGCAGUAACUUAGUGGUCUUGUUAUUCAUUUAACUUAUGAAGUUGUGUGUGUAUCUGUAGAUGGAGUGUCAGCGAUGUUAUCUGCUGCGUCUUUCGGUUCUUGUGGUGUUUUCUAAAGUGUUCUCCAAAGUGUUUAGUGGUUUCCAUGAAUAGUGUUCCCUUUAAUACUUCUUUUGUAUUUUUGUUACAUGGAAGGUGGAGUGAGCGGUAUAGCAAGGCAGGUUUAGAGUAUGUAGGGUUGAAUACAUUGAAUGUGUGGAAGGUAGACUCUGUUGACGUGGUUUGAAAUGAUUUUCACCCAACAGUGAAAGAAGGUUAGUGAUGAGGCAGAGAAAUGAGAGGUAGAAGAAAAGUAGCAAAGUAGAAAGGUGUUUGUGAUGUGUAGUCACAAACAAGUGUCUUAAAUAUUGUUUCUGAUUAUUUCAAUGUUGUAGCAGCUAGCUUGCACCUGAUUAUAUAAAUAUAUUCACUGUAGCUGUACACAAAGUGAUUUUGGUUUUCAUUAAUGAUAUGGCGUUGAAAGAAACAGACGUAUAACUACAGUAAUGUGGCAUUGUGUUGCUAUUUACAAGAGGCCUGGCUAAAUUAGAUCUAGUCUUCUUGAUGUUUGGUGCAGUAAUACCUAUAAAAGAAUAUUUGUAGUUUAGUCAGUAAAGAUGGUCCCCUCCAGCUGUGAAUUACAUCUUUCAGUAUGAGCUACUUUACCAUCUCCGCCGCAGUGUACAGAUAGCACUUUGGGAUAUAGGUAAGCAAACAUGUUGAGGCUAACAUUUAGUCUGCUUUCAUCAAAACCAAACUGUGUCAGUUUGAUACUUUUUAGAACAGAUUCUCCUUUUAACACAUUACAAAGAGAGGAAUCUGUUAAGAAAGUGUGGCGGUAGAAAUAUAACAAAUAUUGGCUGAGACUUUUUUUUACAUGUAUAUUCAGCACUUUAUGAUGCUGUGACCACUUUACUCAUCGAGGGUACAGUACAGUCCCACAAGAGGUGGUGUGGGUUUGUUUGUUUUUCAGCUGCCUCUUCCUCAUUGUUUACAGUGAAGAAGAACCUUUUUUUUUUUAACAUGCUGUUACAACUUUCAACUAUUCAUUCCCAAACCCUAAUAUAUUCCUGAAAACCAUCUUAGAAAUCCGGACAAAUGUGGAUCCAGAUAUUUUUAUUCAAAUAAUAUCAUUUCAGUUGACAUGUAACUCUAUUAAAAUACAACUACAGUAGAGAGAGUAGAAUGUACUAUCGUAUAUUAUUAUUAUUAUGUGUUUUAGCGUCAUUGUGAUCGCAUCAUUCUGCGUCAGGCACGCAUGAACUAGAAUAGUAUUCUUAAACCAGCUAGAAAAGAGCCUAUUUUUUAACCAGUUUUAUUAAUGUGAUGGAUUUAGUGAAUGCUGAGGUGAAGCAACGGUUUGUUGGCUACAACUGUACAUUAUACAUCUCAUCCAGGUUAAGGUAUUAACAUGCAGUAACAGAGCCCUUUUUACAUGUUUUUCUUGUAAAUGCAGUCGUCUGCAGUUGGCCAGUGGCCUCAGGACCAGAGUUUGACUCAAAUCUUGCUUUGCAGAAAUCCUGAUGACAGGCCAGUUUUAUGGCUCAUGAGCUUCUUUUUUCCUAAGAAAAACAUAGACAUAGAUGAUUUCUUUAUUAGGCACUAAGUCCUGCUGCCACACUUUUCUUUCUGUUUGUUUUGUUUCAAUGUUGUGUCAUGUUUAGUUUCACUGUAAGUGUAUGCGUGAACAAGGGGCUGGUCUCUGAUGAUGACAGAAUUAGUUCAGUUAUAUGCCUCAGUAGUUGUCUUGUUUUCCAUGUACAGUUUGUUAGAAACACAUAAACACAGUUACAUUUAAUACACUUUAGAGUCAGAAACAGCUGUUGUUUUAUGAUGGAGAUGAUGUAAACUUGACUAAUGUGAUUUGAGGGUUUGAGCGGUUGUGAGUUUUUAAAGGGACCCUACUCCUGAAGGAAACCUGACUUUGGAGAAAAGAGCUAUCUGUGAUUGGCUUUCUUCAACUUGUGAAAUAGAAGAACUAAGAUUUCCAGUGUUCAGUAUUUAUGAUUUUAUUUGUUUUUGUUUGUUUUACAAAGUUUAGAUCUUCUUCUCUUUUUAAAAAAAAAUCUGUAGUACCCGUGCCUCUCCUUCGUAGAAGCAUAUCUAAUUUAUUUGUGUGUUGUUUAUUAUCUAAAUUGCUUCCCUGAAUCAGUUGUGUUCAGAUAUUUUCUAACUGUAUUGAUGCAGUUGCCCCCCCCCCCCUGCUGAUACUGUAACUAGCACCUUAUGAUGAUGGUGGUGAUGCCUUUAAAUGAGAUUGUACCAAUAACAUGUACAUUCCUGUGCACAGUUACUCCUUUUGUAUUUUGUAAUUAUACACCUUAAUGUACAUAUCAUGUGUUUGUUUAAGGCUUAUAAUUGGACCGCUGGCCUUCUAGUUCUUUUUUACCAAAUAGAUAAAUGGUUUUUAUUGUCAAAAUCAGAGAUCCUUCAAAACAACAAAUUUCAGUAUUUUUACUAUAAAUAUAGAAGUGAAUGUGAUUAUAAAAUAUGGCUGCAAGUGUCUCACUUUGAUCCAGAAUGUUCUUUCAUACACAUACUGGGGAGGUAAUUACUUUUUUGAAAUUACAGUUUCCUCAUUUGCGUAUUUACAAUGUAACUGGACAUCAGAAAUAUAUGAAAAUGUGACUCAUUAUACUCACAACGCUAACAGACUCUAACUUUCUGUUUCUUGCAAAAGAACAAGUGGUUUUCUCUUAACAUUACACCUUAAUUUAAUAUCAACAAAUUGAAACUGCUAUCACAGGUUGUCAAACUGUUAUUUUUCCCCCUAAAAUGGCACUUUAGACACCAGUAGAUAUUGUACAUGUGCCGUGAGGAGACGUUGUAGUAGCAACCAGAUUGAUGUUUUACUAUUGGUGCCUGUUUAAUACCCUGCUGGUUUCUCCAGUGAUGAUUAGUCCUCAUAAAUUAGACUGUUUUAAGCCAUAAGACUUUAAAUGUACUUUAAAUGCUCGACAACAGUGACCAGAUAAAUGUGGUUGUGGUUGAUAAACGUGUUGUGCAAUUUCUGUCAUGCGUCUAACUUGUUUGUACUGAAGUAUCCAUUGCAUUUAUGUUAUACAACGUAGAUGCAGACAAAUUUUCCCUGAAACUGCUAUGCAGCUAAUAUACUGUAAAUGUAGACCUGUUAGUUAUUGAAUAUAUAUUUUUCUAAAUAGCAUCUCCCGUUUUCAGCAUAAAGGAGAAACCAAAGUAGAUGUUCUUUCUAUUAUUUAUGUUGCUUGUUGAAAUAUUUUCUGAUGCCUUGUUUAAAAUCUUUUACUCAGUUAAAAUGCAAAUGUCUCUUCUCAACAACCAUCUCAGUCUGAAACAAGGGUCACUAAUUGUUUUUCAGUCUUCUUUAUUGCCUUCUUGCUUGUAGGGUUUAUGUGGAUCCAGGCUUACUGUUUACUGAUGCAGUGGUUGCUAAUCUUUCUGAUUUCUCUCAGGCUCUGAGUGGAUGUCAUUUCGUUCUCGCAGUAAAAGUCAAUGCAUACUAGAAUUGUUUGUCCUGUAAUUUAAGAACAAUGUGAAUUGCAAAUUCUGCAAAACAUCAAUUUUCAUGUGAUUUGUUCCUAAUUUGGACCAAGUCUGGUAUUAUUAUUUUCCAAAAUGCUCCACACUUCUGUAACAUCUUUAAAGUCUCUUCACUCCCAACACAAGUGAACCACUCUUCUAGUAAACAGCCUAUUUUUGGUCCUGGAAAUAGCAAGGGGGAAAUUAUACCUUUUUGUUUCUAACCAUGUGAACAACUGUCAAAUAAUCACCCUUGGGAAAUCAAUAUAUUUUCUAUAUAUUUUGCUUUUGUUGGGAUGUUUUUAUUCUCUUGCAAAUUAAAUUUAUGUUAACUUGCUGCUAUCUAUAUUAAACAUAUAUACUUUAAA